Messenger RNA from Kluyveromyces lactis, 1068 nucleotides. RefSeq names its product fructose 1,6-bisphosphate 1-phosphatase (gene FBP1). The record is from RefSeq and is a predicted model, not a curated record. Bases 1 to 1068 code for a protein of 355 amino acids. Gene Ontology annotation, cellular component: cytosol; cytoplasm. NCBI's taxonomy places the organism in Eukaryota, Fungi, Ascomycota, Saccharomycetes, Saccharomycetales, Saccharomycetaceae. Gene Ontology annotation, biological process: gluconeogenesis; sucrose biosynthetic process; fructose 6-phosphate metabolic process. Gene Ontology annotation, molecular function: fructose 1,6-bisphosphate 1-phosphatase activity. The transcript has a single exon.
AUGGCUGGUAUUAAACACAGAAGAGACUCAGCUGAGUCUAUCAAUACCGACAUCAUCACGUUGUCCCGUUUUAUCUUGGACCAACAGCAUCUUUCUGCGAAAAAUGCCACUGGGGAGUUUUCUAUGCUUUUGAACUCUUUGCAGUUUGCAUUUAAAUUUAUUUCUCAAACAAUUAGACGUGCUGAAUUGGUUAACUUGAUCGGAUUGGCUGGUGCUUCAAAUAGUACCGGUGACCAGCAAAAGAAGUUGGAUGUGUUGGGUGAUGAAAUCUUCAUCAAUGCUAUGAAAGCGUCUGGUAACGUCAAGGUACUUGUGUCUGAAGAACAAGAAGAUUUGAUCGUUUUCCGUAACAGCCCUGGUAAAUACGCGGUAUGUUGUGACCCAAUUGAUGGUUCGUCUAACUUGGAUGCUGGUGUCUCAGUGGGUACCAUUGUCUCUCUGUUCAAGAUUCAUGAGAAUCAGAAUGGUAACUCUGGGGAAGAAGAUAGUGAGGGUACCAUCAACGAUGUUGCUCGUUGCGGUAGAGAAAUGGUUGCUGCUUGUUACACUAUGUACGGUGCGUCCACGCAUUUGGUUUUAACUACCGGUGCAGGUGUCAAUGGGUUCACUUUGGACAAUAACUUGGGUGAAUUUAUCUUGACUUACCCAGAAUUGAGACUACCUGAGCAAAAAUCUAUUUACUCCAUCAAUGAGGGGAACACCUGCUAUUGGGAACCAACUAUCGCUGAUUUCAUUGCCAAGUUGAAGGAAAACAGCGAAGAAAAUAACGGUAAGCCUUACUCUGCUCGUUACAUCGGUUCAAUGGUCGCUGACGUACACAGAACUUUACUAUAUGGUGGUUUAUUCUCUUACCCAGGUGAUAAGAAAAAUCCUAACGGGAAGUUAAGAUUGUUAUAUGAAGCAUUCCCAAUGGCUUUCCUUGUUGAACAAGCUGGUGGUAAAGCCGUUAAUGAUAGAGGUGAACGUAUCUUGGAUUUGGUCCCUCAACAUAUUCACGACAAAAGCAGUAUCUGGUUAGGUAGCUCUGGAGACGUUGAUAAAUAUUUAAAGCAUAUCGGUAAGUUGUAA